Molecule: messenger RNA, 1308 nt
Organism: Pyrenophora tritici-repentis Pt-1C-BFP
Lineage: Eukaryota; Fungi; Ascomycota; Dothideomycetes; Pleosporales; Pleosporaceae
Source: RefSeq, a predicted model, not a curated record
AUGGACACGAGCGACUUUGAGGACAUGUUAUUCGGAGAACCAUUCACGCAGAUCAUAUCUGAUGAUGCCCUCAUGGAAGAUUCCGAAGACGAAAUCUUGUUCUCGGCUUCUGGUGAGCCACCGCUUGUUUGGCAUGAACCAUAUGCCGCGAUAUCGACAUCACCAAUUGCCAGCACAUUCGUAGAAACGCACAUACCCAAUGACACCACACUGCACAAUUACGAGCAGAAAGAAAGGCCUUUGCGUGAUAGACACUGGGUGAUUGCUCGUAUCGAGGCCAUGCUUGAAAGAAUCGUCGAUGGCCUAAUAGAAGAGUCGGACUCUCUCACCAUAACACUACAGUCGCGAGCAGCUCUUUCGCGCAGACAGAUUACUAUAACUGAAGCAGGCGGGAAGCUUCCCGAGCCCAAAGAACGCGACAUAAACUUUCCCGGGGCAAGUGCACAGGAAGCAUGGAAUUUCACCGUACUUUUGCGGAUACUUGAGCUCAUUCACGGCGGGCUUGUCGAUGAUACUAUGAUGACCAAGCGGGACAUCUACUACCGACAUCCCGAUCUGUUCGUCAGACAGUCUGUCGUCGACCGGUAUGUAGACGAUCUGGCUUGUACGUUUGGCAUCACUAGGUCCCAACUCAAUGUAGGCAUGCUUGUACCGAUAGUCGGUGAGAAUGACACGCUCGACCUGUCAGAAGUACAUUGGGUGCUCGUCAUUGAGAAGGAGGCGACGUUCCGCUCACUGAUGGCAUCACCACAAUGGGGUAGCUUGGGCUCGUACGGCGUGAUACUGACUGCAAAGGGCUACCCCGACGUAGCGUCGAGAAAUUUCUUGCGCCAGAUGGUGGACUGCGCCCCCCAUGUUCCCAUGUAUGUUUUCGUGGACCUGGAUCCUGAAGGUAUUGCUAUUCUAUCCACGUACAAAUAUGGCUCGUACCGCCUUGCUCACGAGGCGGUUACACCCACUGAUACACCCGCAAUAAGCCUACCCAACAUUCGCUGGCUUGGUGUAAAGAGUCACCACAUGAGCCGAACUCCGGUAGGCGAAGAUGACACCGAGCCAAGUGCAAUGCCUCAACUUCAGGGCUUGAUGAAGUUGACAGCGCGCGAUCGCACAAAGGCAGCGCGAAUGCUGGAAUGGAACUUGUGCGCGGAAGAUGGACCUGAGCAAGGUUGGAGACAGGAAUUGCAAAAGAUGCUCAUGUUCAACAUCAAAGCCGAGAUGCAGAUACUUGACGAGCUGCCUGGUGGUUUAAUAUCAUGGUUGAGCAGUGAGCUCGGCAGUGAUUAUCCAGAAGACGCGAUGCUCUUCUGA